Didymodactylos carnosus is the source of this 620-nucleotide messenger RNA. NCBI's taxonomy places the organism in Eukaryota, Metazoa, Rotifera, Eurotatoria, Philodinida, Philodinidae. The record is from the annotation of a GenBank genome assembly.
GUACGUGUCGGAAAGAAGCGACGUAUGCAGAUAAACGACAAAAACAGAUAAAUGCCAUUUACGUUGAUGAUGAUUACGAAGCUGAGGAAUGGUUAGAUAUACGGCUCACCGGCACUUACAUUCGAUUUGGAAAGAAACUAUUUGAUGAUGCUGUAUCACGGCUCUUAAACUAUAUCCCAAAAUCAAAUGAGAGUCUGAUUGCGUUAGUUCCUCAAAUUAUUCAGCAUGAAGUUACAUCUCAAUCUCCAAUUGUUCAACAACCAAGUGAACAAAAGGAACAACAAUCUACUACAUCUCUCAUGAAUAAACCGGUACAAAAUUGGACUAAACAAGAUAUUGAUGCCUGGUUUAACGAACACCAUUUAUUACCGCAGCUCUAUUCAUUGUACUCUUUUGAGGAUGGUGCAGAGUUAUACGAAUAUGCUACGGCGUUUAAUGAUAAUAUAUUAGACGCAAAAAAUAAAAAAUUAAAAUAUGAAAAUUUAUGUGCGUCUAUAAAAUCACAAUUUGGCGUCAGAUUUGAAGACUAUCAUUAUGCUAAACUUGUGACUUCGAUGAAAAAGCUCAUUACUGAUAAUUCGCAAGCCAAUUUUCUCCGUGAUAAUCCGUCAUCUGUCUGA